Molecule: messenger RNA, 2425 nt
Organism: Trifolium pratense (red clover)
Lineage: Eukaryota; Viridiplantae; Streptophyta; Magnoliopsida; Fabales; Fabaceae
Product: protein SIEVE ELEMENT OCCLUSION B-like
Exons: 8
Coding region: 172-2187 (671 amino acids)
Biological process (GO): phloem development
Source: RefSeq, a predicted model, not a curated record
AAUUAUCAAAUCUUUGUCUAUACUCUAUAUGUCCCUCUCUUUAUAUGGUGAUCAAAUGAUUAAUUAUCAUGACAAGUAUAAAUAGGGGGAAACACCUCUAACACAAAGCACAGCUUUUGCUAAUUAUUAAUUUACUUAGAAACAAAUCACAGAUUUUGAAUCAUCAUCACUAUGUCCAUUAUUCCAUUAUCCAUUGUUGCACCUAAUGCCACAACCAUCAAACAGAAUGGUACUUCCCAACAACAGAAAUCUCAGCUCCCUAACCCCUUUAAGCUUGAUGAAUUUGGUAUCAUUGACAAAGUUUAUCUCACUCAUGUCAAUGAUGAUGAGAAAUAUGAUAAGGAGAUACUUUUGAAACUUGUCGCGGACAUCCUCUCUGCCUCAGCUCAAAUUUCUGGAACUAAUUCUGUCGUUAAUACACAGGUUUCUUUCAAACCAGACUUCCCUGCCCUGAAGAGGAUUUCUUGUCAGAUGAUAAUGACACGUGGCACAACGGAAUGUGCACACCAAACAACAAUGUCGAUUCUUCAACACCUCAGACAUUUCUCAUGGGAUGCAAAAGCAUUGAUAGCUGUAGCUGCAUUCUCUUUGGAGUAUGGUGAAUUUAUGCACCUUCAUAGGGUUCAAUCAUCGGACACACUUGGAAACUCAUUGAAGCAACUUAACCAAGUUCAAUCCAGAAAGGUCCCUUCUGAUAUAACUAAUCUUGUUCCGUUUUUACUGCAAGUGUUGCAGCACAUUAGUCGGUGGGCAACAUGGUCUGCUAUGGGUUAUGAUUUAGAAGAAGUUAAUUCUUUGUCUGAUGCAUUGCAAGAGAUUCCUUUUGCUGUGUAUUGGAUUAUUGCUACUAUUGUUGCUUCUACGGGUAACCUCGUUGGUAUAUCGGAGCAUAAAUUAUCAGAUUAUAGAGAAAAGCUUUCUACCGUGGAUACGAAGUUGAACUAUCAUUUGGAAAAGUGCAAAUUGCAAACUGAUAGUAUAGAAGAAAAUCAUAGGCGUUUGAAAUCUUCUGAUAAUAUUAAAGGUGUUGUUGGUUUCUUGAAGCUUCUGAUUGAAGGCAGUGGAUCUGCAAAACCGCAGAUAUAUAAAGGCAGCACCGAAGUUAAACAGGGUAUUGAGGUCUUCAAUCAGAACUAUGUGUUGCUGUUCAUUUCUGGCCUAGAAAGCAUUGGAGAUGAAAUCCUGCUGUUAAAUUCAAUCUAUAACAGAUUGCAGGACAAACCACAAGAAGUGAAAGGUUUCAAGACAGAUGACUUCAAGAUUUUGUGGAUCCCCAUUGUGGAUGAGUGGGACGAAAAUCGCAAGAAUAAAUUCAAAAAAUUGAAAGAAAGCGUGAAAUGGUAUGUGUUGCAAUACUUCUCAGAGCUACCAGGGCGUGCGAUAAUAAAGAAAAAAUUGAAUUAUGAUUUGGAUAGCCAGCCUAUUUUUUCGGUGAUCAACCCUCAAGGUGUGAUAAUCAAUGAAAAUGCAAGGAAAAUUAUCUUUCAAUGGGGAUUCGAUGCUUUUCCUUUUAGGGAAAGUGAUGGCGAUGAUCUUUUUAAGAAAUGGGCUUGGUUUUGGAAUUUAAUGAAGAAAGUAGACAUCAACAUAGAGGACAUGAAUAAGGAUAGUUACAUAUUCAUCUAUGGAGGAAAGGACACAAAAUGGAUUCAAGAUUUCACAAGAGCAAUUGGAAGCAUUAAAAAACAUCAAAACAUCAAGGAUGUCGACAUUACCAUAGAUUACCACGAAUUAGGAAAACAAAACCCGAAAAACAUUCCUUACUUUUGGAUGGGCAUAGACGGAAGAAAACAGAACAAAAUUUGUCAAGACAAAAUUGACUGUGAAAUACAAGAAGCAGUAAAAAGCUUGCUCUGCCUCAAACAAGAUCCAUUAGGAUGGGUACUUCUAAGUAAAGGGCAUCAUGUUACACUUUUGGGUCAUGGUCAACCUAUGCAUCAAACUGUGGCUGAUUUUGAGAAAUGGAAAAACAAUGUGGUUGAGAAAGAAAGCUUUGACAUAGCUUUUAAAGAUUAUUAUGAUACUAAGUUUAAAGAGCUAACUUCUAGUGGUUCUUGUGCUUUUGAUUCUUCGAAUGUUCUUGCUACUAUUACUUGUCCAAAUCCUACUUGUGGCCGUGCGAUGGAGGUGAGUUCUGUUAAUUACAAGUGCUGCCAUCGCGAUGAUCCAAAUAGUUGCUGCAUUUGAUUUAUUUGGAGGAAGCAUGAAGGAUUUAUCUAUCUUCUAUAGUUUGCUUUGCUUUAUAAGUAUCAAAGUAUGAAGUUUCAAUUUAAGUUAAGUGUGUUUUGGUUCAGACGAGUUUAUGUUGUGUGUUAUAGCCACUUUGUUCCUCUUGUUGUAAGGGUUGAAACUAAAUAAUGGCUUCAAUUCGUCUGUAUGUUAUUGAAUUUUUGUUAUUUAAUAAAAUUAGUUAUACUUACAUGCA